AUGAAUUACGUCGAAAUCGGGAACCGACAUGUGGUCGUCGCAUUGUUGACGAAUAAGACGUUUCUGGAGGAAUCCAUCUACUACCCCGUCUACGUGAUGCUGACGAUUUUCGAGGGGAUCGUCAUGGGCUGCAUCCUAUUUUUGUGCCCGAUCUAUGUGAAGACGCUGGCCGGAACCGCCGACGAUCGCUACGUUCUGAUUUUCGCGACUUAUCUUCGUAUGUUCUCCCCAAUGUGGGAUGUCUUCUUCCUUGUCGGAGUUCUUGUCGAGCGUCUUGCGGCCACGCUAAAAAUCGGCUUCUACGAGACAGUCAAUUUGAGCCGCGUUUCCACAUGCAUCAUCGUCUGGCACUUUGUGAUGAUUUUUCUCGUGCUGACACUGAUCACGGAGUGCACAGCCCAGGAUCGCUGGAUCCUUUUCUUGGCCACCCAUCUGCGAAUGUUCUCCCUCCUCUGGGACGUGUUCUUCAUCGCCGGUGUGUUGGUCGAGCGCUUGGCCGCUACGCUAAAAAUCGGCUUCUACGAGACGGUGAAUUACACGCGUGUUUCUACGGUCAUCAUCUUCUCACAAGCCGCCCUGAUUAUAAUCGUGCUGACGCUGGUCAUGGAGUUUAUGUACGAUUGGUAUUGGGCGGUGGUGCUGGGCAUGAUUGGCGGCAUUCUCGGCUUGGUGGCCAUCUCAGCAACGCUUUUUAAAACCCUCUACUCCUGGAACCUGCGUCAACUCCAGCAAAUGCGCGAAUUUGGCAUGAAAAACGUGAAGGCGGCAAAUGAUCGAUAUUUGAGCCGGAGGUUUCAGCUUGAGGAAAAUGUGAAUGCACUUGAGCUCGUAAAAACUAUUACAAUAUACUACGCCUUCGUUACGGUAGUCUGCACAUUUUUCAUCGGUCUCCAGUUUAUACUGGCGAACCCGAACACGAAUUUCUCGCAAUUUAUGCUGAUUCUAUUUGAUGUCAGCACGGCGUUGGCCGGCUUCUUCUACUUUGCGCUCCUAUUCUACAAGGUGGAACCCUGGAGACGCGGUUUCUAUGAAAAUCUACGAAAAAUUUUCGGCACCUCCUUGAUACCGGAUUUUGCCAGGAAAGCGCGAAUCGACCCGCUGGACUCUAUCGACGAAAGCGCACAUUAUUUUAGCUACUACCAUAAUGCUUGGAAU
Mesorhabditis spiculigera is the source of this 1155-nucleotide messenger RNA. The record is from the annotation of a GenBank genome assembly. NCBI's taxonomy places the organism in Eukaryota, Metazoa, Nematoda, Chromadorea, Rhabditida, Rhabditidae.